UUGGGUGUAGAUUCUAGGUUAAACUUUAGAUCGCACACCUUAAAUAAGAUAAAUUGCAAUGUGUAUAAAUGAGCGUAAUGUAAAAUUGUAAAAUAUUGUGAGCAUCAUUUAAUUAGUACAGAGUCCAAGAACAGAUGACAGUGCCCAAUUUACGCGUUCACAGGUUGAAACAGCCUGCCCUCUCAGGGUCUAUAUUUAACAGACCCGGUGGCCAUACAAGGUCGUGGCUGUCCACAGCAAUCUGCAGAGUGGCAGCAUUAUUUUUGUUUCUGUCGGCUGCCUCAUCCCCACCGCAGUGCCUAGAUUCUCACUCGCUUCUCAUUUUGGGGGAUUUUGCCUGUCUUACAACUUUUCCUCCAACUUUGAUUUUGGCUGCGAACAGAGAGAGAACGGAGUUUCUUCGUCCGAUCAUAAAGCACACUCAGGAUGUCGGGAUCCUUAAAAGUACAAAAGGAGCAGCAGCAACGGGACCUUGAGACGCACUAUGAGAGCAGCUAUCAUCACAGCUCCUUGUCAUCUGUUAGCAGCCAUUCUUACGCUGCUUAUGUGAGCGGCCAUGGGGUCAAGACUUCAACUAAGAAGAAAGAGAAGAAAAUAAGUGCAGUCUCCAAAAAAGACAAGCGAGCUCACCUGGCAGUGGACAAAGAAGACGAGGUCAUUGGAUACGUUGUACCGGUCUUUAGAAGCAGUCAUUUAGCCACCCAAGAGCUGAUGGAGAGCCAGGAGGAGGUGAAGGAAGAGGGUGUGGGGUAUGUCGUCAUGAGAAACCUGUUCUCCAGGGAUACCGACUUCAAGAUGAGAGUUCAUAAGAAGACCAGGGAGACCAGUAUGAGAGAGUCUGCCGAUCGCAUGACUCUGAGCAAAAAGAUGCACGAGAAAGAUGAAUUCCAGAAGAAGAUGAAUACAGACAGUUUGACUCACCCACCGGAGUUCAUUGUGAACCCACGUGGCCAGACCGUGUGGGAGGGAAAGAGUGUGACCCUGCACUGCACCGUGGCUGGAUGGCCCAAACCCCGUGUGGCCUGGUACAAAAACAAUGUUGUAAUCGAUGCAAAAGCUCACCCUGAGAAAUACGUCACAGAGAGCCAAUACAACUUGCAUUCUCUGGAAAUCAAGAACUGUAAUUUCAAUGACACUGCUGAGUAUCGGAUCUCUGCUCUCAAUGUGAAGGGAGAAAGUUCUGCUUUUGCUUCUGUCAUAAUUAAAAGGUUCAAGGAUGAAGAGGAGGUGAUUGAAAGGCCUCAUGGUUUCAGUCCUGAGUAUGGCGUCACCUUUCACACUUCCAUCAUUGACAAGUUUGGCGUUUCAUUUGGCCGCGAGGGAGAGACUAUGAGUUUGGGCUGUACGGUCAUUGUCUACCCCAAUGUCAAACGCUACCAGCCAGAAAUUGUGUGGUCCAGAAAUGGUAUCGCCUUGUCACCUUCUAAGUGGGUAACCAUGCAUUGGAGUGGAGAGCGGGCCACUUUGACUCUCGUGCACCUCAACAAAGAAGAUGAGGGUCUCUACACCCUGCGUGUCAACACCAAGUCAGGCUUCGACUCCCACUCUUCCUAUGUUUUUGUUAGAGAUGCUGAUGUGGAGGAGGAGGGGGUCCCUGUUGCUCCUCUUGAUGUGCGUUGCCAUGACGCUAAUAAAGAUUAUGUGGUUGUCACCUGGAAGCAGCCAGCGGUGGAGGGUAGCAGUUCCAUCAUGGGCUAUUACAUUGACAGGUGUGAGGUUGGCACUCAUCACUGGGCCCAGUGUAAUGACACUUCAGUCAAAUACACCCGCUUUCCUGUCACCGGGCUUAUUGAGGGUCGCUCCUACACAUUUAGAGUGCGAGCCUUUAAUACAGCAGGCGUGAGCCGCCCGUCCCGUCCCUCUGACCCCGUAGCUGCAGUGGACCCUGCAGAUCGUGCUCGUCUCAGAGCUGGUCCCUCUGCUCCGUGGACUGGAAUGAUCAAAUUUACUGAGGAAGACCCCACAGUUGGGGUAGUCCCUGGUCCAACCACUGAUUUGGCUGUCACUGAAGCUACCAAGAGUUACGUGGUGUUGAGCUGGAAGCCCCCUGUGCAGAGAGGCCAUGAGGGUGUCAUGUAUUAUGUGGAGAAGUGUUUGGUGGACACUAACACAUGGCAGAGGGUAAACCCCGGGAUGCCAGUGAAAUCUCCCCGCUUUGCCCUCUUUGACCUUGCUGAGGGUAAAUCCUACAGCUUCCGUGUCCGCAGCUGCAACUCUGCUGGUGUUGGGGAGCCGUCUGAAGAAACUGGGGCGACCACUGUGGGAGACAUAUUGGACCUGCCGUCUAUUCCAGGUCCUAUCGUUCCCAUCAGAAGGACUGACACUUCUGUGGUUGUGACCUGGGGGGCAUCCAAAGAGGUUAAGAAUCUGGUGGGUUAUUAUAUUGAGGUUAGCGUCAAUGGCAGCGGCUUUUGGGUUCCCUGCAACAACAAGCCCGUCAAAGGCACAAGGUUUGAAUGCCACGGGCUGAACGCUGGAGACAAAUGUGUGUUUAGGGUGAAGGCUGUGAACGCUGCUGGAUACAGUCAAAGCACUGCAGAUUCUGAGGUCUGCAUUGUGCAGGCAGCAAUUGCCACCUCGAGCGCUCCCACCGGUGUGACCCUGCUGGAGAGUGUCCGUGACUACAUGGUGCUGGGCUGGACGGCUCCUGCUAACAAUGGAGGAGCAGAUAUCAGAGGUUACUAUCUGGACUACAGGACCGUUAAAGAUGGAGUCACAAGCAAGUGGAAUGAGCUCAACACCAAGGCAGUCACCGGCACAUCUUAUAAGGUGACAGACCUGAAGGAAAACACUUUCUAUCAGUUCCAGGUGCGUGCAUUCAACCAGACUGGUGUUGGUGAAGCCUCCACACCCGGUGUCCCCUUGGAAUGCAAGGAAUGGACUGUUGCUGUUCCAGGUCCUCCUCACGGCCUGCGUGUCCUCGAGGUUCGUAAGAACUCAUUGGUGCUUCUGUGGGAACCACCAACGUUCAACGGCCGCAGUCCUGUGACUGGGUAUUAUGUGGACUUUAAAGAGGAGGAUGGCAGAUGGAGAUGUGUCCAAGAGAGGUCCACAAAACAGACUUUUGUGAAGGUGACUGGUCUUCAAGAGGGAGUUUCCUACAGGCUGCGUGUUCACGCUAAAAAUCUGGCAGGCGUCGGUGGACCCUCAAAGUCAACUGAUGCUGUUUUGGCUCAGACUCGCCCUGGAACCAAUGAGAUUGUUGUGGAUGUGGAUGAUGAUGGUGUGAUCUCUCUGAUCUUUGAGUGCUCCGACCUUAAAGAAAGCUCUCAGUUUAUGUGGUCUAAAAAUUAUAAGGCCUUCACUGACACUUCUCAUCUUACCAUUGAGACUGUCGGGGGCAAGUCAAGAGCAAUCUUCAAUGAUCCGUCAGUGGAGGACCUGGGCAUUUACUCUUGUGUGGUGACAAACACUGAAGGUGUCUCGGCCAGCUACGAGCUAACUGAGGAAGGACUUAAGCGUUUGUUGGAGAUCAGCCAUGACCACAAGUUCCCCAUAAUUCCCUUCAAAACUGAAAUGGCCAUUGAGCUUCAGGAGAAGGGACGUGUGCGUUUCUGGGCCCAAAUUGGCAAGUUCACUUCUAACUGCCAAGUGGAGAACGUUUUCAAUGAUAAUAUCAUCUCUCAAGGAAAGAAGUACACAAUGAACUUUGACAAGAGCACCGGGAUCAUUGAAUUGUUCAUGGACUCAUUGGAAGUUACUGAUGAAGGAACCUUCACGUUCAGCCUCGUUGAUGGCAAAGCAACCGGUCGCACCAGCUUAGUCCUUAUCGGAGAAGAGUUUGCAGAACUUCAAAAGAAGUCUGAGUUUGAGAGAGCAGAGUGGGUCAGAAGGCAAGGUCCACAUUUCGUAGACUAUUUUAGUUUCGAGGUCACCCCGGAGUGUGACGUGCAUCUGAAGUGCAAGGUUGGAAACAUCAAACCUGCCACUGAGAUUGCCUGGUUUAAGGAUGGAAUUGAGAUUGAAGAGGAUGAUGAGGAUGCGAAGAAGAUCGGAAAAUCUGCUGAGGACUUGACCUUUGACAUUGGCAAGAUUUCAAAGAAAGAUGCAGGAAUGUAUGAAGUCAAAUUGAAGGACGAAAGAGGAAAAGACAAGACUUUGUUGAAUCUGACAGAAGCAGGUUAUCAGGCAGUGCUGAACGAAGUGUUUAGAGUUAUCGCCAACUCUUCUACUGAGCUCAAGGUUAUGAGCACAGAGCAUGGAAUCAUUCUGUACUCCUUUGUUGUGCACUAUAUUGAAGAUCUCCGUGUUGGCUGGCUUAACAAAGAAUCAAAGAUCUCCCACUCAGAAAGAGUUCAAAGUGGAGUCACUGGAGAACAGCUGUGGCUUAAAAUUAAUGAGCCCACAGAGAAGGAUAAGGGCAAAUAUGCCAUUGAUAUCUUCGAUGGCAAAGGCAGUGUCAAAAGGGUCCUUGACCUCUCAGGACAAGUAUGGGAGGAGGCAUUUGAAGAAUUCAAGAGGCUUAAGGCGGCAGCCAUAGCCGAGAGAAACCGUGCCCGUGUGGUGGGUGGCCUGCCAGAUGUCGUCACCAUUCAGGAGGGCAAGUCUCUGAACCUAACUGGCAACGUAUGGGGUGAUCCUGUUCCUGAGGUCAGCUGGAUAAAGAACGACAGGCAGCUGGUGGGUGAUGAGCGCUAUACGCUCAAGUUCGAGCACGGCAAGUUUGCCAGCAUCACCAUUGCUGCUGUCAGCACAACCGAUUCUGGGAAAUACGCCCUGCUGGUGAAGAACAAGUACGGCACAGAGGCAGGAGAGUUUACUGUCAGCAUCUACAUCCCUGAGGACGAAGCGGUGAAGAAUGAGUAAAGAUGGAAAAAGGGUUUUAUCCGUUGAUCACUAUAUAUUUCAAUGCGUUUUUAUUCAAAGCAUGCCCAGACAGUAUAAUUUUUCAUAUAUGGGAAAUCUAUGUAUCUUUGUAAUCAAACACCAAAAGCAAAAAUUUUGCCUGUUAGGCCUGAUUUUAUUGUAAGCCUUUAUUACAUUAGACUUAAAGGGGUCAUAUGGCGCGAAUAUGUGUUUUCCUGUAUCUUUGGUGUGUUAUAAGUUGCAGUACAUACAGUCCUUAGUACAUAAAAUUGCAAAAAUUUAAGUGUCGGAACAAAACAUGCAUUCUAUCUAAAACCGAAUGCUCACCCAGACUAGGUUUUACUUAUAAAAAUGUUGUCCUUAGGUCAACAAAAUAUGUUGCCCUGAGGACAUCAACCACUUAGUAAAAUCAGGUCGAGCCAGACCUGCCCGAAACGACUUGUGUAACCAGACCAAUUUUCAGAGCGAUGAGCUUUGUUAAAAAUCCACGCGUUUCAGAGAGGCGGGGCAAAGAGGAGAUACAAACAUGCACGGUAUGUGGAAAAUACAGCGUUUUUGAACCUUAAGUCGUGUAUUUAGGGCUGUCACGAUUAUUAAGUAAUCGUCUCAUCGCGAUUGUUUGACCUCAUCGCGAUGGUUUCAGAUCAUCGCAAUUAUUGCACAUCUCUAUAGAAGACACUAUAGGGGGAGCUGUAGUGCAUCUGCAUAUUGCAUAUUUUAUUGUAUAGAUUGUAACUAAAGCAUGGUAAUACUUGUAAAAUGUACCACCACAACACAAUCACUUCAAAAUACUAAAGCAUAUACCAUAAAAAUAACCUGCAGAACAAUUUAAUAUUAUUUCAGUGUGAAAACCAGUCUACCAAAAUCUCAUUAACAUAGAAGUAAACUUUAUUGUAGCCUUGCAAGUGAGAAAAAAACAGACUAGAAGCUUUUCUAUGACUGAUAGCAUUUUAAUGGUGGCUUCAAUUCACUUAAUUUACAAGUAUUUGGCGGUUAUAUUAUUGACAGGUAAAAGCCUAAACCUUAAGUAUGAUGACCCAAUUUUUUCCUAUGUAUUUCCAAGAAAAAGAACAUGGUCUUUAUAUUCAGAACAAUAUGGUCGUUUCAAAGCUGAAUAAAAAAUGUAUGAGAAUUAAAAGUCAAAGCUCUAAAACAGACAAUUAAUCGUCAUAAUCGCAAUGAUUUAUUAGACAAUUAAUCGUCAGCCAAAUUUCAUAAUCGUGACAGCCCUAAUACACAUUGCAUUACAUCUAAAACAAACGAUAAUAUGCGUUUUAGCCGUGUCAUACGAGUUUUCAUCCCUUUAAGUUUUGAAAACAUACUGUAGAGGUAUAAACCAAGGUGGCGCUAAUACAGCAACCUACAAACCCAGGGUAAACUAUGAGACAGGAUAAACCAAGUCUUCAGACCUAAAUACUAAGUACUUUUUAGCAACUAAGGAUACAGGCCUUACACUGUGCUGUUUGUAAUCACAAUGGACCCAAAGGUAACAAUAAUACUUUGGAACAGUGCUAUUAACAAGUGAGAUGGACAUGAUUUGAAUGAAAAAGCUUUGAGUGUUGAUUUAUUUAUAAACAUAAACUGGAAGCAGUGCAAGCAAAAAAAAGGAUGUACCUCUGCUGUUGUCUUGUUUUAAUUAAACGUAUGUGGUGUGAACCUACUGCUCUGAUACAAUGUAUCAUAUCAUAAAAGUGACAUAAAAUUCUGCUUUAAAGGAAGAUAACAAAACUUCAAAGUUGAAAGUGAAAAUGAAGUCUGUAAAAAUAGCUCAACUAGUUCAUAUCUGCAUCAUCGUGAUUUUAGUUUUCUGUUUAAUGAUUAAAGGCUGCAAGGCAGAAGACGCACGAUGUGAGACUGAUGCCUCGCAAGACUAGCUGUUGUUGUGUUACGCAUUUGUUUUGUGCUGGGUUAUCAGUUGACAAAGAACCUGAGAGUAUAUUAAUAUAUACUGUAUAUAUUAAAACCAAUAGUCAGUGCUAUGCAGUAAAAUGAAACCACUACAAUGCAGAAAAUGUGUUAACUUGAAAACCCGUGAAGCUUGGAUUGGAACUGGAAAUAUUAUAUCCACUCCUUGUUCUGUUUUAUCAAUGAAUGAGAUAUAGUG
This is a messenger RNA of Triplophysa rosa, 6910 nucleotides long. RefSeq names its product myomesin 1a (skelemin) (gene myom1a). NCBI's taxonomy places the organism in Eukaryota, Metazoa, Chordata, Actinopteri, Cypriniformes, Nemacheilidae. The transcript has 38 exons. The record is from RefSeq and is a predicted model, not a curated record. Gene Ontology annotation, molecular function: kinase binding. Bases 427 to 4806 code for a protein of 1459 amino acids.